Messenger RNA from Canis lupus familiaris (dog), 2564 nucleotides. RefSeq names its product XK-related protein 6. The record is from RefSeq and is a predicted model, not a curated record. Gene Ontology annotation, cellular component: plasma membrane. Gene Ontology annotation, biological process: engulfment of apoptotic cell; apoptotic process involved in development; phosphatidylserine exposure on apoptotic cell surface. The coding region runs from base 141 to 1289 and encodes 382 amino acids. NCBI's taxonomy places the organism in Eukaryota, Metazoa, Chordata, Mammalia, Carnivora, Canidae. The transcript has 3 exons.
ACUGCACUGACAGGGACUUCCAAUAUGAUGCUGAGUAAGGGUGGAAAGAGUAGACAUCACUGCCUGUUUUUGAUCUUAAGAGGAAAGAAUUCAACUUUCUUUGAGUAUGAUAUUAACUACAGGUUUGGUAUAUCCGCACCAUGUACCUGGGGAUUCAGAGCCAGCGGCAGAAGGAACACCAGCGACGUUUCUACUGGGCUAUGAUGUACGAAUAUGCAGACGUCAACAUGUUGCGCCUCCUUGAGACCUUCCUGGAGAGCGCCCCCCAACUGGUGCUACAGCUCUGCAUAAUGAUCCAGAAGAACAGCGCUGAGACGCUGCCCUGUGUCUCCUCUGUGACUUCCCUGAUGUCCCUGGCUUGGGUGCUAGCCUCCUAUCACAAGCUGCUGCGGGACUCCAGGGACGACAAGAAGAGUAUGAGCUACAGAGGGGCCCUCAUCCACCUCUUCUGGCGCCUCUUCACCAUCUCAUCCAGAGUUAUCUCUUUUGCCCUCUUUGCUUCCAUAUUCCAGCUCUACUUCGGAAUCUUCGUGGUGGUUCACUGGUGCGCCAUGGCCUUCUGGAUCAUCCAUGGCGGAACAGACUUCUGCAUGUCCAAGUGGGAGGAGAUCCUCUUCAACAUGGUGGUAGGGAUUGUGUACAUUUUCUGCUGGUUUAACGUCAAGGAAGGGCGGACUCGAUAUCGAAUGUUUGCAUAUUAUACGAUAGUCUUGACCGAGAAUGCUGCCUUGACGUUCCUUUGGUAUUUUUACAGAAACCCGGAGACCACUGACUCCUAUGCGGUGCCAGCACUGUGUUGUGUCUUUAUUAGCUUUGUGGCUGGGAUCGCAUUGAUGCUCUUAUAUUAUGGUGUGCUGCAUCCCAUGGGGCCGCGAGCUAAGAUUUUUGCCAGCUCCUGUUGUGCCGAGCUGCUCUGGGGCAUCCCUUUGCCCCCCGAUGUUGAGCCCAUGGCGCCUCAGACCCCUGGGUACCGGGGGACCCAGGUCACGCCUACCAGAGCCGUAACGGAACAACAGGAGGAUCUCACGGCUGACACUUGCUUGCCCGUUUUCCAAGUGAGACCCAUGGUGCCCUCUACCCCGUCGGGGCGUCCUUAUCCCCCAGAAGGGCCCCUCAUUAAGAUUGACAUGCCAAGAAAGAGAUACCCAGCUUGGGAUGCUCAUUUUGUAGACAGGAGGUUGAGAAGGACUAUUAACAUUCUGCAGUAUGUCACCCCGACGGCAGUAGGCAUUCGGUAUCGAGACGGACCGCUCCUUUAUGAGUUGUUACAGUAUGAGUCUUCACUCUAAGAGCAUCUUGACCCAAGUUGAGAAGGGAACCUUAAGUUUGGUUUGCGGUAAACACCGCUCACAAGAAAUAUAACCCUCCCUUCCCCUGAUACACAAAACCACCACCACCACCACCACCACCACCACCAACACCACCACCAACACCACCACCAAUGCUACAAAAAAAAAAAAAAAGAAAAGAAUAAGUCACAACCCCUUCAGAUAAGCUUUCUUUCCAGUCGCUGUAUGUAUACAAAGAUAUUCUCUAUGUUUUGUAAGUAAAAACAAAAAGAAAACUUUUCUUUUGUUUUUUACACAUAAGAAACAGUAUUGAAAAAAAUCCCACACUAUGGUUCAUAGGGUGGAGAAGGAGGAGUUGUCUCCACUCCAAAAGAAAAAAAAAGUUUUAUACCUUACACCAAGUGUAGAUCAUUUACGGGAUUGGUGCUGAUUGAAAGAACAAAACAAAACAAAACAAAACAAACACAAACAAACAAAACCUUCAACUGCCUUAUGCCCUUAUAGGUGCUGAGUUUCAUUAAGUACUGUCAUGUUUCCUCAUGCAAAACUCUCUGGUGACUUUUGCACCAAGAGAGGGAAAAUUAAACAAUCAAAUGAAACAAAUCUAGAAACAAAACAAAAACUAACCAACAAAAAACCGCAAAGCAAUCAUUCUUCCUAUCCAAUUAUUUGUAUCGAACAAAACAAAUUUACCAAAAGCAAAGGCAUAGGAGCCCCUCCUCCUUUUUGAUUCCUCUCCCUGUCACCUGUCCUUGCCCCCAACUUAUCAGCGCCUUCUAGGAGCCAAAAGGCUAGCUGUUUGAAACUCAGAUGGCUGGAAAAGGUACUUGAAGGCUGACUAUGUGCCAUUUUAGCAUUCACCUGCUAAGAAUCACAUUUGCAUCCUGGGGUAAAGCAAACAGGACAAAACAAAAAGCCACCCCAAUAAUUCUAUAAGAACAGGCAAUUCUAAAGCAAAUUAAAGGAAAUUUCCAUUUAUGUAAUCAAAGAACAUCAGUAAUAAUAAAACUCAGCAUAGUAGCAAAAAGAAUGACAUCAAUUUAAAGGCACAAUACUUAAAUCAGUGACCGGCAAAAAUGAUUUGUUCUGUCAUUUUAAGGCCGUGAAAGGUAUACAUUUAUCACAUGUGAUAUUGUGUAAGGCCUCUUCUGUUUCCAUUUGGUGGGAAGCCUUAAAUUGAUCUGGAAAGAAUUCUUCAUUUUUCAUUUGUGCUUUUUAAAAAUAUUAACAAAAGUUAAGGAAAAUUAGAAUAUAAAAAAAAAAGUCAAAUUGUAA